AUGUAACGGAAUAAAAGUUUUCGUUUGACUGAAUUUAAAUGUACCUAUAACAUUAUAAAAAAAAAACAUGAUGCUUUAUGUGCGUCUUAAUUUGCCAAUGCAUAUUCGCACUACUGUGUCCUAUGUUCAAACUAUUCCAUCCAUUUUGCGCACGUGUUGCAACAAAGAGGAUUGUUGAUUUAAAUCCAGUGACCAAAAUCAAAUACCACAAGGUUAUUUGCGAGCUCACUUUCCCUGGAGGCCACUGAGUUCCCCCCCAAAAAAGAGAUCCCUAAACUAACACGAAGCGUCAUUGAAGCAGGGAGCUGAUGAGUUGAAGUCGGGAAUCUAUCCUUCUACAACAAGAAUCUCUCUCUCUACAACAGGAAUCUAUCCUUCUACUCCAGGAAUCUAUCCCUCUACUCCAGGAAUCUCUCUCUCUACAACAGAAAUCUAUCCUUCUACUCCAGGAAUCUAUCCCUCUACUCCAGGAAUCUCUCUCUCUACAACAGAAAUCUAUCCUUCUACUCCAGGAAUCUAUCCCUCUACUCCAGGAAUCUCUCUCUCUACAACAGGAAUCUAUCCUUCUACUCCAGGAAUCUCUUCCUCUACUCCAGGAAUCUAUCCUUCUACUCCAGGAAUCUAUCAUUCUACUCCAGGAAUCUCUUCCUCUGCUCCAGGAAUCUCUUCCUCUACUCCAGGAAUCUAUCCUUCUACUCCAGGAAUCUAUCCUUCUACUCCAGGAAUCUAUCCUUCUACUCCAGGAAUCUCUUCCUCUGCUCCAGGAAUCUCUUCCUCUACACCAGGAAUCCAUCCCUCUACUCCAGGAAUCCAUCCCUCUACUCCAGGAAUCUAUCCCUCUACUCCAGGAAUCUCUUCCUCUACACCAGGAAUCCAUCCCUCUACUCCAGGAAUCUAUCCCUCUACUCCAGGACACAUAGGAGAGGAGGAGAAGAAGGAUAGAUAUAAAAACAAACAGGGACUCCAUCGUUCAUCCUUCUUCCCCAAGGCUCCACAGUUGAAAAGGUCAUCAAUCUGUCCAUCCAUCCAUUAAUCCGUUCAUCCCUCCCUCCGCCGGUCAUGAUAUCCUGGGACUGGCUAAGGGGAGCGUCCGUGCUACUGGCGAUCCACGCCUCCGUCUCCAUGGUGACGAUCGGGAACGGUAACCACGGUAACGGUACGGGCCCCGGCUGGGAUGGUAUUCUGGAGAAGUACUUUGUUGAAGAGGGGGACCGGUGGCAGGCCAAGCAGAGAGGGAAGAGGGCCAUCACAGAUACAGACAUGACCGCCAUACUGGAUCUGCACAACAGGCUGAGAGGAAAGGUUCAUCCACCUGCUUCUAACAUGGAAUACAUGGUGUGGGAUACCGAGUUGGAGCGAACAGCGCAGGAGUGGGCUGAGACGUGUCUUUGGGAACAUGGUCCAGCUGGUCUGCUUCCUCAGAUAGGACAGAACCUGGGAACUCACUGGGGAUGGCCACGUCCCCCUACUUCCCAUGUGCAGACCUGGUAUGAUGAGGUGAAGGACUAUUCCUUCCCUUACCCCCAGGAAUGUGACCCCUAUUGCCCCUUCAGAUGUUCCGGCCCAGUCUGCACCCACUACACACAGUUGGUGUGGGCCACCAGCAGCAGGAUAGGCUGUGCCAUCAACAUUUGCUACAACAUGAACGUGUGGGGUCAGAACUUGGCUAAAGCUGUUUACCUGGUCUGCAACUACUCACCCAAGGGGAACUGGUGGGGUCAUGCCCCCUACAAACACGGCACCUCCUGCUCUGCCUGCCCCCCCAGCUACGGAGGACGAUGCAAGGACAACCUCUGCUACAAAGACGAAGUUACAGAGUCGCAGAGAUCUCAGGAGGAAAUCGAGGAAAACAAUUAUAUCGAACCAGAGGUCCCCCGGAGCCCCCAGAAGCCACACCCAAGGGCCCCCCAGCCAAAUCCCCCCCUUCUGGCCAAGACCCCCACCUCCACCCCCCCACCAGAGGAGCGGGAGAGGAAUGAGGUGGUCAAUACACAGCAGAUGUCUCAGCAUGUGACCUGUGACACUAAGCUACGAGAUCAGUGCAAAGGAACCACGUGCAACAGGUACGAGUGUCCUGCCGGCUGUUUAGAGUCCACAGGGAAGGUGGUUGGGACAGUACACUAUGAGAUGCAAUCUAGUAUCUGCCGUGCUGGCCUCCACUCCGGAGUGAUAGAUAAGGAUGGAGGAUGGCUGGAUGUCACCAGACAAGGCAGGAAGGACUUCUUCAUUAAGUCCAACAAGAAUGGAAUUCAGUCUCUAGGGAAGUAUCAGAGCGCCAAUGCUUUUAUCAUCUCCAAAGUAACAGUGAAAGCGAUCACCUGUGAGACCACGGUGGCUCAGAUGUGUUCAUAUCAAAAGCUUGUAAAGCACUGUCCAAGGUUAUAUUGCCCCAGGAACUGCAUGGACGAGAACCCUAACAUAUCACGGGUCAUCGGAACCAGAAUCUAUUCAGAUAAAUCCAGUAUAUGCCGGGUGGCGGUCCACGCAGGGGUGCUUCAGAACAAUGUGGGUGGCUACAUCGACGUGAUGCCGGUAGACAAGCGGAAACAGUACAUUGCCUCGUACCAAAACGGCAUUACUUCCGAGAGUCUUCAGAACCCACCAGGAGGAAAGGCAUUCCGGGUGUUUGCUGUGAUCUGAAUGUUUCGUGUUCCGACUGAGUGUUCCGUGUUCCGACUGAGUGUUCCAUGUUCUGACUGAGUGUUCCGUGUUCUGACUGAGUGUUCCGUGUUCUGACUGAGUGUUCCGUGUUCUGACUGAGUGUUCCGUGUUCUGACUGAGUGUUCCGUGUUCUGACUGAGUGUUCCGUGUUCUGACUGAGUGUUCCGUGUUCUGACUGAGUGUUCCGUGUUCUGACUGAGUCCGCCGUGUUCUGACUGAGUGUUCCGUGUUCUGACUGAGUGUUCCGUGUUCUGACUGAGUGUUCCGUGUUCUGACUGAGUGUUCCGUGCUCUGACUGAGUGUUCCGUGUUCUGACUGAGUGUUCCGUGUUCUGACUGAGUGUUCCGUGUUCUGACUGAGUGUUCCGUGUUCUGACUGAGUGUUCCGUGCUCUGACUGAGUGUUCCGUGUUCUGACUGAGUGUUCCGUGUUCUGACUGAGUGUUCCGAAGGUCAGGGGCUCCAUCUCUCCUCUCUCACCAAACACAGAAUCACUCAUCUCUGCUGUCUGUAGGCUGAAUGGGCUGUGAACACUCAUCUCUGCUGUCAAAACCUGAGAAUGACUGAAACGUUUUUCUGGCCUUUUCACUAGCCGUGAGGUCAGAGGACGUUUCCACGGAAACUAUAGACAUUUAACACAGGUACGGGCAGCGCUGAAUGAAGAGAGACGGGAGAGAGCAAGGCUGGUGCUCAGUGCAGUCGCAUUUCAAUGUUUUAAUGUUAUCUGGCUCAUUUUAUAAACUGUAUAUAUUUGACGUAAUUGCUAGAAUUACUUUAAACUGUAAAGUGCAGUACCAGUCAAAAGUCUGGACACACUUACUCAUUCCAGGGUAUUUCUUUAUUUUUACUGUUUUCUACAUUGUAGAAUAAUAGUGAAGACAUCAAAACUAUGAAAUAACACAUAUGGAAGCAUGUAAUAACCAGAAAAGUGUUAA
Salmo salar (Atlantic salmon) is the source of this 3594-nucleotide messenger RNA. NCBI's taxonomy places the organism in Eukaryota, Metazoa, Chordata, Actinopteri, Salmoniformes, Salmonidae. The record is from RefSeq and is a predicted model, not a curated record.